AUGUUUGAACUUAUGUUUAUAACUUCUUAUACAAGAGCAAUAGCUAUUUGUAAACCAACUAAAUAUGAAUUAUGGGUUUCUAAUAAAAAAAUUUAUUUAUAUAUUGUAAUUUCUAUUUGUAUUGGAUUAAUUAUUGGUUCAGUUUCAGCAACUUAUGAAAGUAAAUAUGUUUUUGAUUUAGGAAAUGAUAGAUUGUUACCACUUUAUAUUAAUUCAGAUUCAUCUUAUUUUAUAGCUGGUUAUACAUUAGGAUUAUAUCUUCCUUUAUUAAUAACAUCUUUAAUAUUAAAUUCAAUUGCUGUUGGUCAAUUAAAAAUGAAAAAAAUUGAUUCAUCAAUAAAUAAUAAAGCUGAUGUAAAUUUACAAUACUUUUCAGUAAUAAGUUUUAUUAUAUUUUUUAUUUUUGGUACUAUUUAUAUAUCACGAGCAAUAGCAUUUUUUGUUGAUAUAGAAUUAAUAGCUAUUAUUGGCCAACAAAUUAUUCCAUAUGUUGUUGAUGCAGCUACCUUUGGACUUUUUUAUCUCUCAUGUAUUACUAGUUCACAAUUAAAAAAGUUAUGUUUUUUAAGGAAACAAUCAUUAAAAAAAACUUUAAUAACUGUAAAAAAUAUAACAAAAACAUAA
Strongyloides ratti is the source of this 624-nucleotide messenger RNA. RefSeq lists its product as hypothetical. Bases 1 to 624 code for a protein of 207 amino acids. The transcript is spliced from 2 exons. NCBI's taxonomy places the organism in Eukaryota, Metazoa, Nematoda, Chromadorea, Rhabditida, Strongyloididae. The record is from RefSeq and is a predicted model, not a curated record.